Molecule: messenger RNA, 411 nt
Organism: Laetiporus sulphureus 93-53
Lineage: Eukaryota; Fungi; Basidiomycota; Agaricomycetes; Polyporales; Laetiporaceae
Product: peptide methionine sulfoxide reductase msrB
Exons: 4
Coding region: 1-411 (136 amino acids)
Biological process (GO): response to oxidative stress; protein repair
Molecular function (GO): peptide-methionine (R)-S-oxide reductase activity
Source: RefSeq, a predicted model, not a curated record
AUGGACGAUCCUAGUAAGACGAAGAGUGAGAGCGAGUGGAGGGCCAUUCUGUCCCCUGAGCAGUUUCGUAUCCUGCGACAGAAGGGCACUGAGCCUGCAGGCACCGGGAGAUAUGCGCACUUCAAGGGCGAGGGUGUCUACACCUGCGCCGGCUGUGGCACCCCUUUGUACAAGAGUACUACGAAGUUCGAUAGUGGUUGCGGCUGGCCGGCCUUCUUUGACGCCAUACCCGGAGCAGUCAUCCGUCAUGAAGACCGUUCCCUUGGUAGAAUUCGCACGGAAAUUACGUGUGCAGCAUGUGGAGGACAUCUCGGCCACGUCUUUCAGGGAGAAGGAUUCCAGACACCCACGGAUGAACGUCAUUGCGUCAACUCCGUCUCAUUGAAAUUCGCCGAGGAUCAGAACCUUUGA